UUUNNNNUUUUGCUUACAUAUUUCUUGUGGGUUUUGGGUUUAAUUAACACCAAAGUUUUUCAUCUAUUUGAAUUUGGAGAAAAUCUCUCUCUCUAUAUAGCUUCCAAAAAAGCUUUUGUUCUCUUUCUCCUCUUUUCUUUUGUUGUGUUAAAAAUACACCAAGAAAAGCUCAAAUCUAGUUUUUAUCUGCACCUUAUUAUUAAAUACCACUUUUUUUCCUGCUGAAAAACAUGAUGUCUGGUGAUCUUUCUUCUUCCUUUCCCAAUCCUCAAGCACCCAAAAUUCUUCCUCACCAAGUGCUGGAAACAAACCCUAACUCCAAACCUAAUCCGAACCCGAACCCGAACCUGAACCCGAACAAGAACAAGAAGAGAAGAAAUCUACCAGGUACACCAGAUCCAGAUGCAGAAGUCGUCUCACUCUCUCCCAGAACUCUGAUGGCCACAAAUCGAUUCGUGUGCGAAAUCUGCAACAAGGGUUUCCAAAGAGACCAAAACCUGCAGCUCCACAGGCGAGGCCACAACUUGCCAUGGAAGCUCAAGCAGAGGGCCAACAAAGACAUUGUAAAGAAAAAGGUUUACGUUUGCCCUGAGAAAACGUGCAUCCACCAUGACCCUUCCCGAGCACUUGGCGACCUCACGGGCAUCAAGAAACACUUUAGCAGAAAACACGGAGAGAAGAAGUGGAAGUGCGACAAGUGUUCGAAAAAGUACGCGGUUAGGUCCGAUUGGAAGGCGCACUCCAAGACUUGUGGGUCGAGGGAGUAUAAAUGCGAUUGCGGCACACUUUUUUCGAGAAAGGAUAGUUUCAUCACGCACCGAGCCUUUUGCGAUGCCUUAGCCGAUGAAAGCGCGAGAUUAGCGAUGGCCAACGGUUUGAACUUCGGAAAUCACGAUCUCGUAAUCAACAACAACAGCAGCAUCAACAACAAUAACAAUAGUAAUAGUAAUAAUAAUAAUUUGAUUGGAGGAUUUAUCGGAGGCUUCCCAUUGUGGUUAAACCACCAAACGAAUCAUCAUCUCAAUCCCAAUAUCGACCAAAGUCCCGAUCUUUUCACGGCCCACGACAUGAAUAUUCAAAUGGACGGCCCGAACAAUCAUUUAGGCCCAGCCCAAUCGAUCGGAACCUUUUCGAACCUCUCGUUGACUCCAAUGCAAGCCAUGAAAGAAGAGCCCACUUUAGCAGCUGGGCUUUAUAGCUCGGAAAACGGCAAAAACCACAACCAUCAGCCGCAAUCUCCGGUGACAAUGUCAGCCACGGCACUCCUCCAGAAGGCGGCCCAAAUGGGGUCCAUUAAGAGUGGGCCGGGCUUCGUCGGGAACAUGGUCGGGCUUGCGAGUUCGACUUCUUCCUCGGCCGGGAGUGAGUUGAACCGGGUUUUCGGGCCUUCUGUGGACGGUUUUUUCGGUGGGGCAAUUGGUCGAGCACCUGGCGUGCAGGUGGGUCUUGGCCUGACGAGGGAUUUUCUGGGCGUGGGCGGCAGAGGGGUUGCCGGAGGGCCGUUAUCGCCGCAGGAGCUAGCGAGAUCUGGGAAAUUCUUGAAGCCGCCUCUAGUGUUGGAGGUGGUCGAUCUCACGACCCUUCAUGCUCGACUGCCUAGUGUUUCGACCAGAUCUUCUGUGAAGCGGAGAUCCGGCGGGCGUUCCAAUAUCCUUGUAGUCGUGGCGUCUACCUGGUAUCGAUCAACAUUCACUCUGUUCGACCAACCCAGUUUAUCCGAUUUAUUCCUCUCCCUCCUUUUGGAAUAUGAUGUCAAUGACACGAGUAUAAUAUGA
Molecule: messenger RNA, 1775 nt
Organism: Striga asiatica
Lineage: Eukaryota; Viridiplantae; Streptophyta; Magnoliopsida; Lamiales; Orobanchaceae
Source: the annotation of a GenBank genome assembly